AUGAGUGAUAAGGAAAUUACAUUUUAUUUUGUUGAGCCUGAAACGUCAGAAACCCUCGAAAAGAAGAACAGAAAACGAGAGCCAAAUAUGUUCAUCUCAUAUCGUAAAGAAAGGAUGAAAGGUCGACCACAUAAUAUAACAAUGACCGAAUUCAGUAAAAUCGUGUCGGAAGAGUGGAAAAAGCUAUCAGAAGAAGAAAAAGCUAAAUGGCAAAGAAAGUAUCAUAUUAAUCGAGAUCAAAAAGUUACAACAAAAGGCAAAAUGCACAGAAUGGUCAAAGGAUGA
Molecule: messenger RNA, 285 nt
Organism: Funneliformis geosporum
Lineage: Eukaryota; Fungi; Glomeromycota; Glomeromycetes; Glomerales; Glomeraceae
Source: the annotation of a GenBank genome assembly